AUGGCUACCGUCUUCACUCUUUUUGGCAUGAACGUGGUUCAUGACCAAGCUAAAGACUGUGUUUCGAAAUCUCAGCCAACGACCUACCAAGAAUAUAUUGAAUUUCUGAAGCAUCAGCUCCAUUCCCCCAGUGCUGUCACUCCAUCGUUGCCCGCCAAAGAAGAUGUCCGUAUCCAGUGUCAAGUCCGAGCACGAAUCCCGACCAAUGAAGGCGGAGAAAUGUUUCUUUAUCUUUACAAAAAUAACCAGGAUACAAAAGAACAUUUAGCCAUUGUAUACGGUGAUGAUUUGCGGUCUCGAUCGUUGGAUCGCGGAUGGGAGAAUGAAACCAUUGUCAACCGUAUCGUGCGUGGUGCGUAUUAUGGACGGUUGGAAGAAGUCAUCACCGAGGAAUGUCGUACUAUGUAUCUCAGUGAGGAUCAAAUGAAAUACCUGGAAAAGCAGCAAGAACAAGCGAAACGAGCGUAUAAGCCGUCCAACGAGCCGCCGUUGGUCCGUAUCCAUUCGGAGUGUUUUACGGGCGAAACGGUGCAUUCAGCCAGAUGCGAUUGCGGAGAACAACUGGAUGAAGCGAUGCGAUUAAUGCAAAAAGCCGGACGCGGUGUUAUUGUGUAUUUACGUCAAGAAGGUCGAGGGAUCGGAUUGCUAGAAAAAUUAAAAGCUUAUAACCUUCAAGACCUUGGACAUGAUACCGUCGCUGCCAACGUUCUAUUAAAUCACCCACCGGAUGGUCGUACUUACGGAUUAGCCAACGCGAUUCUGGAGGACCUGCAACUGAGCAAGAUCCGUUUACUGACAAAUAACCCUGAUAAAAUCCAGCAAAUAGAAUCAUAUGGAUCUAUCAAGGUAGUGGAACGUCGCGAGAUGGUGCCUCGAUCAUGGUCCUCUACCCCUUCUAUAUCGCUCGACCAUGACACCAACAUAACCGAUAGUCCCAACAUCGUCGCCGCAUUACAUAAAUUGCAACGCACUCCCACCUCCUCUCCCGCCGUCCCCGGAUCUCCCAAAAAGGAACUAGACAAAUACUUGGCUGUCAAGGUCAAGAAAAUGGGACAUAUUUUGAAUUUACCAGAAGGCCUUUCUUAG
Molecule: messenger RNA, 1086 nt
Organism: Radiomyces spectabilis
Lineage: Eukaryota; Fungi; Mucoromycota; Mucoromycetes; Mucorales; Radiomycetaceae
Product: GTP cyclohydrolase II-domain-containing protein
Exons: 2
Coding region: 1-1086 (361 amino acids)
Biological process (GO): riboflavin biosynthetic process
Molecular function (GO): GTP cyclohydrolase II activity
Source: RefSeq, a predicted model, not a curated record